AUGACUGAAAACUUUUACUGUGCAAAGAAGUUGGUCCAAGCAUUGGGCCUACCUGUUGAGAAGAUUCAUUGUUGUACUAAUGGAUGUAUGUUAUAUUGGGAUGAAGAUAGUGAGUUAACAAAUUGCAAAUUUUGUGACCAUCCACGGUUCAAACAACAUAGUCGAGGCUCUUCUAAUUUUCAAACCAAUGUCCCACAUAAGAAAAUGUACUACUUUCCUCUCACACAGAGAUUGCAAAGAUUAUAUGCUUCGAAUGCAACAGCAAAAGAAAUGAGAUGGCAUGCUGAGCAUGACCAUAAAGAUGGGGUAAUGCGUCAUUGUUCAGAUGCAACUACAUGGAAGCAUUUUAAUAAAACACAUCCUUCAUUUGCUGCUGAGGUUUGGAAUGUAAGGCUAGGCCUGUGCACCGAUGGGUUUCAACCAUUUGGUCAGUCUGGACAACAAUAUUCAUCUUGGCCAGUCAUUGUCACUCCUUACAAUUUUCCUCCUUGGUUAUGUAUGAAGGAAGAGUAUAUGUUCCUAACGAUAAUAGUUCCUGGUCCAAGAAACCCAAAAGACAAAUUGGAUGUGCACUUACGGCCCCUUAUUGCAAAGUUGAAACAGCUGUGGGAAGUUGGAGUUGAGACAUAUGAUGCAUCAAAGAAGAAUAAUUUUAAUAUGAGGGUUGCGUUAUUAUGGACAAUAAGUGAUUUCCCUGCAUAUUCAAUGUUAUCCGGUUGGAGCACAAAAAGCAAGACUGCUUGUCCAUAUUGUAGGGGCGAUUCAGAUGCAUUCACAUUGACAAAGGGUGGUAAACAAUCAUGGUUUGAUAAUCACCAUAUGGGUGCAGAUGAGAAUAACAAUUGCAAAGCAAAAAACACGGGUUGGAAGAGAUGGAGCAUUUUUUGGGAUUUUCCAUAUUGGAGUACUAACAUGCUUUGCCACAACCUGGAUGUCAUGCAUACGGAGAAAAAUGUAUUUGAAAAUAUUUUUAAUACUAUGAUGAAUGUUGAAGGGAAGACAAAGGACAAUGCAAAAUCAAUGGAAGAUUUGAAAGAGUUUUGUCACCGACCUGUGUUAGAGAGGGAUAUGGCAACAGGAAAGUAUCCUAAAGCAUGUUACACGUUAGACAAACAAUCAAAAGUAGUGUUGUGUGAAUGGCUUAAAAAUCUUAGAUUCCCAGAUGGUUAUGUGUCAAACAUGGGCAGGUGUAUAGACAUGCAAAAACUAAAGUUGUUUGGGAUGAAAAGCCAUGAUUGUCAUGUCUUUAUGCAAAGAUUACUCCUAAUAGCAUUUAGGGAAUUGCUUCCAAAAUAUGUGUGGCAAGCAUUGACCAAAUUGAGCAAUUUCUUUAGAGAGUUAACUUCAACAACACUUAGAGUAGAAGCCAUGUUACAGCUCAAUGAAGAGAUUCCUAUAAUAUUAUGUAAACUAGAGCGUAUAUUCACUCCAAGUUUCUUUGACUCCAUGGAACAUCUCCCAGUGCAUUUGGCUUUUGAAGCAUAG
Messenger RNA from Hevea brasiliensis (rubber tree), 1485 nucleotides. RefSeq lists its product as uncharacterized. Lineage: Eukaryota; Viridiplantae; Streptophyta; Magnoliopsida; Malpighiales; Euphorbiaceae. The record is from RefSeq and is a predicted model, not a curated record. The transcript is spliced from 2 exons. The coding region runs from base 1 to 1485 and encodes 494 amino acids.